AUGAGAGAAGCUGCAGUGGUGUGUAGAGAGCUGAGCUGUGGGGAGCCUGUAAAUGUGCGGUAUGCUGCUCACUUUGGAGAAGGAUCAGGAGAAAUCUGGAUGGAUGAUGUGGAUUGUAGAGGAUCAGAGUCGACACUGAAGAACUGUAGCUCAGUAGAGUGGGGGAAUAAUGACUGUGGUCAUGAUGAAGAUGCUGGAGUCACCUGCUCAGGGAAUGAAGCUGAGAAUUAUGAUGACACCCUUACAGCUGAUCAGAAGACAGUUAUACUGACAGACAGUGUGAGGUUGGUGAAUGGUGGAAGUCGCUGUGCUGGGAGAGUGGAGGUUCUUCAUGAUGGACAGUGGGGAACAGUGUGUAGUUCUGCCUGGGAUAUGAAAGAUGCUGCAGUGGUGUGUGGAGAGCUGCGCUGUGGGGAGGCUGUAGAGCUGCGGUAUUGGGCGGAGUUUGGAGAAGGUUCAGGAGAAAUCUGGAUACAUGAUGUGUACUGUAGAGGAUCCGAGUUGACUCUGAACAAUUGUAGCUCACAAGGGAAACAUAACUGUGAUCAUGGUGAUGAUGCUGGAGUCAUCUGCUCAGGUCACAGAAUGUCGAGACUCACUGCUGGUCCUCACCGGUGCUCUGGGAGAGUGGAGGUGUUUCAUGGAGGUUCCUGGUCCACAGUGUGUGAUGCUGACUUUGACCAGCAGGAUGCAGAGGUUGUGUGUCGAGAGCUGGGCUGUGGGAUUCCUGUGGAGGUGCUGGGAUCAGCUGCUUUUGGCCGAGGGGAGGGUCACACAGGGGCGCGGCUGGUGAACGGACCGGACUCCUGUUCUGGUCGAGUGGAGCUCCAGUACCUCAGUGACUGGGGCACAGUUUGUGCUGUAGGCUGGGAUAUGAGAGCUGCAGAUGUUCUCUGUGCACAGCUGGAUUGUGGGAGUGCUGUGGCUGUGGUGGAGGUCGACUGGUUUGGGGAGGGGAGUGGCCACAUCUGGGCUGAUGUGUUUGAUUGUCAGGGAAACGAGACACACCUAUCACAAUGUGGCAUCUCAUCAUGGAGUCGAGCUGCAUGCUCUCAUAAACACGAUGCUGGAGUCAUCUGUAAUGGAUCAUCCGUGGCGUUUCAUGAGGGGCGAGUGCGGUUGUCUGGAGGGAGCGAGUGUCAGGGGGAGGUGGAGAUUUAUUUCAGGCAGGACUGGAGGAGAGUUCUCCUGGACUCGUGGAGUCUGUCUGAGGCGUCUGUGCUCUGCAGACAGCUGGGCUGUGGCUCCGUGCUGAACUACCGCUCCUCUCCAUCCACCACUGAACACAAACACAUGUGUGUAACGGGUUUCAGCUGCUCUGGGAGUGAAGCUCAUCUGGGGAACUGCAGCAGUGCACAACCUGUCAACUGCAGCUCCGGGGAACAGCUGUACAUCACCUGCUCAGGCCUCAGCUCCAUCAGACUGGUCGGUUCUGGGGGAGACUGUGCAGGAAGGCUGGAGGUUUUCCACAGUGGCUCGUGGGGGACAGUGUGUGAUGACUCGUGGGAUAUUGAGGAUGCGCAGGUGGUGUGCAGACAGCUGCAGUGUGGAGUGGCCCUCAGUACCCACAUACCAGCCUGGUUUGGUCCUGGAGCUGGGUCCAUAUGGCUGAAUGAGGUGGAGUGUGAGGGGAACGAGACGUCCCUGUGGAACUGCAGAUUUCAGCUGUGUGAAGAGGGUGAAUGUGGACACCAGGAGGACGUAGGAGUCGUGUGCUCAGAGUUUAAAGAGAUCCGACUCACGGAGGGCUGUGAGGGGAAUCUGGAAGUGUUCUACAAUGGAACCUGGGGUAAUGUGUGUCACAACGAGAUGGAGAUGGAGUUAGAAACAGCAGAUAUGGUGUGUCGAGAGCUGAACUGUGGAAGACGCGAGCGUUUGGACUCGGCCAGAGCGAGAGUCGAAUCUGCUCCUAACUGGAUGGAUCAUGUUAUAUUAUCAUUGUGUUGUAGUGAGCUGUGUGACUGGAGCUGUUAUUCAGCGUUGGUGUGUUUCCUCAUGUGUGAUGUGUGUGAUGUAGAGCACUGGUCUCUCAGGCUGAGUGGAGGAGAGGGAAGCUGCUCUGGGAGGUUGGAGGUGUAUCAUAACGCUACGUGGGGCUCCGUUUGUGAUGAUCAGUGGAACAUCAGGAACGCUCAGGUGGUGUGCAGACAGCUGGGCUGUGGGUCGGCGCUGAGUGCUGAUAGGAAUGUUAGUUCUGGUCCUGGUGAAGGGACUAUCUGGCUGAACAGAGUGAAGUGUCGAGGGGAUGAGAUUCACCUGUGGGACUGUCAUCAUUCCCUGAAGAAACACACUGACUGCUCUCAUGCUGGAGUCACCUGUGCAGGUCAGAGGGGUGUGCUAACUUUUCAGCUUCCUGUCUCCACUCAUUACACUUUUCUCCCAGUGUUAAGACCUGAUAACUUUUAUUUAUAAUCUUAGAUAUUAGUUUGAAAGCUCAGACCCUAAACUGUAAUACACUGAUCAGCAGGUCAUAACCCUUAUUUAGUGAGAGUAUAUUUUAUUAUAUGAUAGAAAGUGUUUUUAUAUUCUGUAAAUACAGACGUGUCCACUACUACACCCAUCACC
Molecule: messenger RNA, 2565 nt
Organism: Ictalurus furcatus (blue catfish)
Lineage: Eukaryota; Metazoa; Chordata; Actinopteri; Siluriformes; Ictaluridae
Product: scavenger receptor cysteine-rich type 1 protein M130-like
Exons: 9
Coding region: 1-2412 (803 amino acids)
Cellular component (GO): membrane
Source: RefSeq, a predicted model, not a curated record